GGCCUUCCUUGACAAGUAAUUUGGCACAAGUGCCUUGACCUACUAUGGCCAAAACAUGGGUCAUAUCUUAUUCAGCUAAUUCUCUCAACUACGUAGGAACAACAAUAUAUUUAUUCUUAGACCCAACAUGAACCUUCCAAUAUAUAUACCUCAUACAAUCUCCAAUAGUAGCACAACAUCAUUCUAACAUUUCAGUAAGCAAUUUGAACUGCUUGUUCCUAUUAUCACCAUGGUUGCCAACAUCCAAUUCCAUCAUAUUACUCUAGCUUUGAUCUUCUGCUCGGCAUUAUUGGCUUUUCAAGUCACAUCGCGCACUCUACAAGAUGCGAGCAUGUAUGAGAGGCACGAGCAAUGGAUGGCUCGCUACGGCAAAGUCUACAAAGACCUCCAAGAAAGGGAGAAGCGAUUCAAGAUAUUCAAGGAAAAUGUGAACUACAUUGAAGCUUCUAACAACGCCGGCGACAAAGCUUACAAGCUAGGCAUUAAUCAAUUUGCUGACCUCACAAAUGAAGAGUUCACAUCAUCCAGAAAUGGAUUCAAGAGCCACAUGAGUUCCUCAAUUGAAGGGACCACUUUUAAGUAUGCAAAUGUCACUGCAGUACCAAACACUGUGGAUUGGAGACAAAAAGGAGCAGUGACUCCCAUCAAGAACCAACAACAAUGUGGAUGUUGCUGGGCAUUUUCUGCUGUUGCAGCAACCGAGGGAAUCAACAAACUGAAGUCUGGAACUUUGAUUUCUUUAUCCGAACAAGAACUUGUGGAUUGCGACACCAAAGGUAUCGACCAAGGUUGCGAGGGUGGCCUAAUGGACGAUGCAUUCAAAUUCAUUAUUCAAAAUGGUGGACUAACGACUGAGGCCAAGUACCCUUAUAAAGGUGUUGAUGGAAAAUGCAAUACAAAAGCAUCAGCCAACCAUGCAGCUACCAUUACUGGCUACGAAGAUGUCCCCGCCAACAACGAGCAAGCACUGAAAAAUGCAGUCGCUAAUCAACCUGUUUCUGUGGCCAUUGAUGCUAGUGGCUCUGAUUUCCAGUUCUAUAAAAGCGGUGUCUUCACUGGAAGCUGUGGAACUGAGUUAGAUCAUGGUGUCACUGCUGUGGGUUAUGGAGUCAGUGACGAUGGAACAAAAUAUUGGUUAGUUAAGAACUCAUGGGGAACUGAAUGGGGCGAAGAAGGAUAUAUCAGAAUGCAAAGGGAUGUAGAUGCCACAGAAGGACUUUGCGGCAUAGCAAUGCAAGCUUCUUACCCCACUGCUUAGAAACCAAACUUGAUUCUUCUUUUCCUAUACAUACCUAAACUUUUUACUUCUACGUACAUAUAUAUAUACAUACAUACAUGUUGCAUAUAUUGUGGUUUCUUUGACCAGUUGUAACAUAUGUUCUCAACCUCUACCUGUCGAUUAUGAAAAUAUGGAGAAAAUCAUUUGGUUUCCCUAUAAAAGAUCUCCAUUUUAUAUUUAUAUUAAAAAAUUUAACACAUUAUCUACACUAAAGAUCACCAUAAGUCAAUUCAGUUAUCUAUAUGGAAUAAAGCUCUAAGAAAUUUUAUUGGACUGAUAACAUGAUACCAACGAAUAACACUCCACAUACUUGUAAACAUAACUGAUCAGCUAUUACCUAAUACGCAACAUUCCUCAUCAGCAAAAUCUUUAAAACUAGAGAGAAUUAAUACAGAUGUUCCAUACUAGCACUCGAACAAAAUCCACUCACUACUAGCAUACAGCCUAUUCUGAGCAUUCUGAAAUUGAAUCAGCUCAAGAAAAAGCAUCAACUGCUUGAUGUUCUAGUUUCCAGACUGGCGCAACUCAGGACGGACAAAAUCCGCAUCUGGUGGAACUGAAAUAUCCACAGUAGGCCUCAGUUCAGCACAUACUUCAAUGGCUCCCUGGACUGGAUCUGACAAGAAGUUGCUGAUCAGGUCCCGGUUAGUAGGCGCACCACUGUCUACUGCCACCAAGGCCUGCUGGGUUAGGAUGUAAUCGAAUCUAGGAGCCCAUUUCCUUGAACCCAACCUUGCUGUGGUUGAACAGUUAUCAACCAUGAAAGAUACACCCCGAGCAUGCAUGAAAGGGUUCGAUGAAUC
Molecule: messenger RNA, 2082 nt
Organism: Arachis ipaensis
Lineage: Eukaryota; Viridiplantae; Streptophyta; Magnoliopsida; Fabales; Fabaceae
Product: senescence-specific cysteine protease SAG39-like
Biological process (GO): proteolysis
Molecular function (GO): cysteine-type peptidase activity
Source: RefSeq, a predicted model, not a curated record